Molecule: messenger RNA, 792 nt
Organism: Saxophila tyrrhenica
Lineage: Eukaryota; Fungi; Ascomycota; Dothideomycetes; Mycosphaerellales; Extremaceae
Exons: 2
Coding region: 1-792 (263 amino acids)
Biological process (GO): cellular response to oxidative stress; cellular oxidant detoxification; cell redox homeostasis
Cellular component (GO): mitochondrion; cytosol
Molecular function (GO): thioredoxin peroxidase activity
Source: RefSeq, a predicted model, not a curated record
AUGGCCUCCAAAAUCACCCGCAGCGCCCUCCGCGCCACCACCCAACUCUCUCAUUUCUCCCAAACACAAUCCUCCUUCGGCCCCCGACACGCCUCCCCCAUCUUCCGCCGCUACCUUGCCACACCCGCCGAACAACCCCGACUACGCUUGGGUUCCGAGGCGCCCAAUUUCAGCGCAAAGACAACGCAGGGCGACAUCGACUUCCACCAAUGGCUGGGCGGAAAAUGGGCUAUCCUCUUCUCCCAUCCAGCAGAUUUCACACCAGUAUGCACGACCGAGCUGGGGGCGUUCGCGAAGAUGCGCGAUCAGUUCGAGAAGAGGGAUGUGAAAAUGAUAGGGUUGAGCGCGAACGAUUUGUCUUCGCAUGGGAAGUGGAUUGACGAUAUCAACGAGCUAUCCAACACGACACUGCAGUUCCCGAUCAUCGCGGACGCAGAUCGAAAAGUGGCGUUCCUCUACGACAUGGUGACGGAGGAGGACAUGAAAAAGAUCGAUACAGCGUUUACCAUUCGAUCGGUGUUCAUCAUCGAUCCCUCGAAGAAGCUACGCUUGACGAUGCUGUAUCCGGCGUCGGUGGGAAGGAAUACGAGCGAGGUGUUGCGGGUGAUUGAUAGCUUGCAGCUGGGCGACAAAAAGGGCGUGACGACGCCGAUUGAUUGGCAGGUUGGCGACGAUGUGAUUGUGCCGCCGAGUGUCAAGACAGAUGACGCGAGGAAGAAGUUCGGCGAGGUGCGGGAGGUGAAGCCGUAUUUGCGGUAUACGAAUGUGUCUGAUAGUGUCAAGAGUAAAUGA